AUGGAUUUGAAAAGCCGGUAUACAAACUGUGAACUGCGGCCAUUCUAUGCUGGCAGCGGUGCAGUCGCUUCCGUCUCAGAUAAUGGACAGCUUCUUGCAACUUCUGUAGUCGAUGAGGUGAUCAUCACAGAGCUAGGUUCUACAAAGCGAGAGCUGCACAAAAUAGAGAACGGUGACGAGCAGGAAAUAACGGCUUUGCAGCUCACUCCUGAUGGGAACUUUUUGGCAUUUAUGUCACAGGCUCAACUUCUGCGAGUAUACGACUUGAAUGCCAAACAGGUGAUAAGAUCAAUGAAAAUUUCUUCACCAGUGUACGUGAUGGAUUGCGACGACAGUUCUACUCUAGUGGCUCUCGGCGGUACUGAUGGUAGUGUCACCGUUGUGGACAUUGAGAAUGGUUAUGUCACUCAUUCGUUCAAGGGCCAUGGUGGAACCAUAUCCAGCGUGAAAUUUUAUGGAGAGCUCAACAGCGCCACAUGGAGACUAGCCUCAGGUGAUACCAACGGUAUGGUGAAAGUAUGGGACUUGGUACGCAGGAACUGUCUGUACACGAUGCAAGAGCAUACAGCCGCCGUGAGAGGGCUUGAUCUCAGAUUGCCUGAAUCAUCAGAAAAUGGUGCUCUGGAACUGUUGUCUGGAGGAAGAGAUGAUAUCGUGCACUUGCACCAACUCGGGCCCGGCAAAAAAGUCAAGUUGCAGAAGUCCAUUCCUGUGAGUCAACAAAUUGAAGCUUGUGGGUUUGUUCAGGUACCUGGCCAUGAGGACACCAUCUAUACUGCAGGAGGCGACGCAGUGUUUCAAUUAAUUUCUCUAGACUCUGGAGCCGUGAUAAAAAAGACCAAUAAGCCAAAAGAAGAAUUGUUUAUAAUAGGAGUCCUACCAAUUUUUCAAGGGCUCAAGGCCUAUCUGGUCUUGUCAGACCAAACUUUAUUUUUGACUGAUCUUGAAACAUCGCUCGAGGCUCCUGGAGAAAACAUAGUCAUCACCCAAAAAAUCGCUGGUAAUCAUGGGACUGUUGCCGAUAUGAGAUUUGUAGGGCCUGGGCUGGAUCUGCUAGCUUUGGCGACUAAUUCUCCAGCUCUCAGAAUCGUGCCCACGAAUGGCUUUUUCUCUCGCCAAAAUGGUAUCGAAAGAGAUGUUGAUCGUGUUCAAGAUGGCUCGAGUUCUGCAGAAAAAGGCCAGAGUCUGCCAUUGGAGGUCGAAAUUUAUGAAGGACAUACUGAUUUACUGAAUGCACUGGACUCUACGGAGGACGGGAAAUGGCUAGCAACUUGUUCAAAAGAUAAUACCGCCAUAGUAUGGAGACUCAAUUCAAAAUCCGAAAAAUUCGAGCUGUAUGCCCGGUUUAUCGGUCAUGCAGGUCCGGUAACUGCUGUGGGUUUACCCAAUGUUGUGAGCAAAGAUUGGCCACCCUUCUUAAUAACUGCAUCAAAUGAUUUGACAAUAAAAAAAUGGGCCAUUCCAAAGCCUUGUGAUGACGAUGGUACCCAUAUCAUCAAAGCAUCCGAAUAUACACGAAGGGCUCACGAAAAAGACAUAAACGCAUUAUCGAUUUCACCUAACGACUCCGUUUUUGCCACGGCCUCUUACGAUAAAACCUGCAAGGUCUGGGAUGUGGACAGUGGCGAGCUUCAAGGUACAUUGGCUAGUCACAAGCGUGGUCUCUGGGACGUUUCAUUUUGUCAAUACGACAAACUUUUGGCGACUGCGUCUGGUGAUAAAACUGUGAAAAUUUGGUCACUGGAGUCAUUUUCCGUGCAGAAGACGCUUGAGGGACAUACAAAUGCAGUUCAAAGAUGUUCAUUCAUCAAUAAGAAUAAACAAGUUAUAACGACCGGUGCCGAUGGUCUGAUCAAGAUAUGGGAUCUUUCUACCGGUGAAUGUAUUCGUACUUUAGAUGCUCAUGAUAACAGAAUAUGGGCUCUCAGCGUGCUGGAAGAUGGAGAGGAGUUUGCCACAGCCGAUGCUGACGGUGUGUUUCAGUUUUGGAAGGACAACAGCGAAGAGGAAGCAAAAGAAAAUUUGGAGAACGAGAAACUGAGAAUCACCCAAGAGCAAUCUUUACAAAACUACCUUUCCCAAGGAGACUGGACAAAUGCAUUUUUAUUGGCGAUGACGCUAGAUCAUCCUAUGCGUUUAUAUCGGGUGCUAGACAGCAGUUCUCAAGCGCAGAACUCAAAAUCCACUCAUGUCUUCAACGAAGAGCUGGAUAAAGUUAUUGGCGGUCUUGAGGAUGAGCAAGUGCUCACACUACUAAAACGAAGCAGAGAUUGGAAUACAAAUGCCAAGACACAUUCGGUGGCCCAGAAAGUUAUUCGUUGCGUGUUAAUGAAUCACAACAUAGCUGCUCUUAGUGACAUACCAGGCAUUAUGAACAUCAUCGAUGCAAUCAUACCAUACACAGAAAGGCAUUUCACGCGAGUCGAUGACCUAGUCGAGCAAAGCUAUAUCUUGGAUUACUCCUUGGUAGAAAUGGAUAAGCUUAUGUAG
This is a messenger RNA of Lachancea lanzarotensis, 2490 nucleotides long. RefSeq names its product LALA0S04e05578g1_1 (gene UTP13). Gene Ontology annotation, molecular function: U3 snoRNA binding; protein binding. The record is from RefSeq and is a predicted model, not a curated record. The coding region runs from base 1 to 2490 and encodes 829 amino acids. Gene Ontology annotation, cellular component: small-subunit processome; nucleolus; 90S preribosome. Gene Ontology annotation, biological process: endonucleolytic cleavage to generate mature 5'-end of SSU-rRNA from (SSU-rRNA, 5.8S rRNA, LSU-rRNA); endonucleolytic cleavage in 5'-ETS of tricistronic rRNA transcript (SSU-rRNA, 5.8S rRNA, LSU-rRNA). Lineage: Eukaryota; Fungi; Ascomycota; Saccharomycetes; Saccharomycetales; Saccharomycetaceae. The transcript has a single exon.